AUGCUGGCAGAAGGCGACGCAAGGAUUGCCGAUGUGUGUCGCCUCUUGCAGGACAAUGCCGAUGUUGCAGCCCUUUGGAGAGAUUUCCAACGUUUUGCCGAGCAGCUACGGCAAAGCAGCAAGAUGGAUCGGUUGACUUUGGCGUGUGAGCUGCACACAGCUGUGAGUCUGGACACGCUGACGCCCAGCAUCCACUUCCAUCUCAUGUUUGACUCCAGACAGACGGUGACGCUGCCGAAGCCCAGUCUGUUGUUUCGUGGCGCCGUUCCGCAUCAGUCUGUGGAGUGCAAGCAAGCCCGUGGGAAAGCUUGCCGAAAGGCCUACGACCAGGGGCACUACUACCUGCAGGUGCCAAAGACUGGCUCCAUUCAUAUGACGACGACAGCAGCAGCCUUCACCACCUUCCCUGUUGCUCCGGAUUGGAUCACCAACUUAUGGCAGGCCUGUAAAAUCACGGAGCAGGUUGCGGAGCAGGAGUAUUUGCGCUGCAAGAAACACGUGAAAGCCUACUUAGACAACAUGAAGUUCCAUGCCCAAUGCGUGCAGACACAGGUCGUCAAAGCGAGGAAGGCGCAAGAUCUCCAGGAGCUUCAGCCCCUCAUGAAAAAGGCCGUCGUGAUCGAGCAAGUCCAGCGUGACUUCCUUCCACAAUUUACCCGACCCAUGUUCAGAAGGAGCUUUUUGGUACUAAGUGGACCCACGCGCCUUGGCAAAACAAUCUUUGCCCGCAGUCUCUUCGGUCAUCGCGAGACACUAGAACUCAACUGCUGUGGAGUGAGUCAACCUGAUUUGCGUGCCUUUGACAAUUUGCUGCAUCGAGCCAUCUUGUAUGACGAAGCUUCGACGGCUAUGGUGCUCAGCAACCGUCGCCUUUUCCAGGGAUCUACAGAAGAGGUCACGCUCGCUCAUUCUGGAACAAACAUGUUCACCUACAGUGUGUACGUCUACAACGUCGCCAUGAUCCUGACAUCGAACUCUUGGCUACGUGAGCUGGAGGAAUUGCCGAGAGAGGAGCGCGAGUGGCUCGAAGGUAAUUCAAUUUGUAUAAAUUGCACGCAGCCGCUUUAUGAGACGUAA
Messenger RNA from Symbiodinium sp. CCMP2592, 1077 nucleotides. The record is from the annotation of a GenBank genome assembly. Lineage: Eukaryota; Dinophyceae; Suessiales; Symbiodiniaceae.